AGUCGGCUCUGGGUCAUCUGCGAGCAUCAAGCGGCUUCGAAGAAGAGAGGAAAAAAGCAGCUUUGAGAUUUCGGGCGAAGAGGCAACGUUUUUCUUUCCUUUAGGGCUGGAGUUCCCGGUGUGGCCGGAACCAGUCGUCAACACAAUGUUCCCAUCGCCUAUCGGCCUUCUUAUGUGAUGUCAUCAAGCCCCCCGCAGGACCAAUCUGGGGUAAAACGGUUAAGCUGCGUCCUUCAGGUGUCAGCCUUGAUGCGUUCGGAAACCACAAUCCCCAGCGUCCCUUGUGCCAGAAGGCCAGGCCAUAAAUCAGACGGCUGCAGAAUGGUAGACAUGCAGCUGGGGGGAAGCCUACUCCCUGGCAGUUUCUUUACCGGAUGUGUUUUAAUAACCGAAUCCCCACAUAUGCACCACUCCACUAAGCACCUUACAGGCCGCGGAGGCCACGGCUGACGCCACGCCCGCUCCUCCAGGAGCAUUCUGGGAGUUGUAUUCCACUCGCCGAGCUGUGUUCAACUACCUUUCCCAGGAUCCCCUGCGCCAGGGCGAUAGCAACAUUCUUUUCCAAGACUCUCUGUGAGACUCCCUACUUCCCAGACCUCUCUUCUGGGUUUCUUCUCGCCAUCAGCUCCUUUCCGUUCGUUGCUUCAGAGUAGCAAUAGCGGGAGCGGCCCCGAGGUCGGGCCGCACCGCCCCGAGAGGCACUUCCGGCGGCGGUUCACUUCCUGGUUGGGUGGAUGGAGCCGGGCGGGAGCGCGCGCGGGGGAGGGGCAGCGGGUCAGUCUCCGCCGGGCGCACGGGGGAUCAGCUGGCUGGCGGGCGCCGAUUGCGGCCCCGGCUCAGGCUGCAGCGCCGCCUCCUCUCCGCCUCGCAGGCCCGCUUGGCGGCCGUGACAAUGUUGCGGGCCUGGUAGCUGGGCGCCGGCCGCUGAACAGUCUCAAGUUUAAACUUACACGAAUCGCUCGCAGGAGGAGGAGGGGAUCCGCCGUGCGAUUGACACGCAUAUUCCUAUAGGCAUCCUCCUCGCUCAGCCCCCACCCCUAAGGCCGGAUUCGGGUGGCUCCUCUGCGAGCUCACAUCCGAGAAGAAAUCUUUAGAUCUCUUUUCUUAAAAAAGGAAAAAAAAAAAAAAAUCUAGAAAUCAUCGUCAUUUUGCUUUGCUGCUUCUCAUUUGCAAGAUGAAGAAGUUUUUCGACUCCCGGAGAGAGCAGGGCGGCUCUGGCCUGGGCUCCGGCUCCAGCGGUGGAGGGGGCAGCACCUCGGGCCUGGGCAGUGGCUACAUCGGAAGGGUCUUUGGCAUCGGGAGACAGCAGGUCACUGUGGACGAGGUGUUGGCAGAAGGUGGAUUUGCUAUAGUGUUUCUGGUGAGGACAAGCAAUGGGAUGAAAUGUGCCUUGAAACGCAUGUUUGUCAACAAUGAGCAUGACCUCCAGGUGUGCAAGAGGGAAAUCCAGAUCAUGAGGGACCUGUCAGGGCACAAGAACAUUGUGGGGUACAUUGAUUCUAGCAUCAACAAUGUCAGCAGUGGUGAUGUAUGGGAAGUUCUCAUUCUCAUGGAUUUCUGCAGAGGAGGCCAAGUGGUAAACCUAAUGAACCAGCGCCUGCAAACAGGCUUUACAGAGAAUGAAGUGCUGCAGAUAUUCUGUGAUACCUGUGAAGCUGUUGCCCGCCUGCAUCAGUGCAAAACUCCUAUUAUCCACCGUGACCUGAAGGUUGAAAAUAUCCUCUUGCAUGACCGAGGCCACUAUGUCCUAUGUGACUUUGGAAGUGCCACCAACAAAUUCCAGAAUCCACAAAUUGAGGGAGUCAAUGCAGUAGAAGAUGAAAUUAAGAAAUACACAACGCUAUCCUAUCGAGCACCAGAAAUGGUCAACUUGUACAGUGGCAAAAUCAUCACUACAAAAGCAGAUAUUUGGGCUCUUGGAUGUUUGUUAUACAAAUUAUGUUACUUCACUCUGCCAUUCGGAGAGAGUCAGGUGGCAAUUUGUGAUGGGAGCUUCACAAUUCCUGAUAACUCUCGAUAUUCUCAAGACAUGCACUGCCUUAUUAGGUAUAUGUUGGAACCAGAUCCUGACAAAAGGCCAGAUAUUUACCAGGUCUCCUACUUCUCAUUUAAACUACUCAAGAAAGAAUGCCCAGUUCCAAAUGUACAGAACUCUCCCAUUCCUGCAAAGCUUCCUGAACCAGUGAAAGCCAGUGAGGCAGCUGCAAAAAAGACCCAGCCAAAGGCCAGACUGACAGAUCCCAUUCCUACCACAGAGACUUCAAUUGCACCCCGCCAGCGGCCUAAAGCUGGGCAGACUCAGCCAAACCCAGGAAUCCUUCCCAUUCAGCCAGCCCUCACGCCUCGAAAGAGGGCCACGGUUCAGCCUCUACCUCAGGCUGCAGGACCCAGCAAUCAGCCUGGCCUCUUGGCCAGCGUUCCCCAACCAAAAGCCCAACCCCCGCCCAGCCAGCCUCUGGCCCAAUCUCAGCCCAAGCAGCCUCAGGCCCCAUCCAUCCCGCAGCCCACACCUUCCACCCAGGCCCAGGCCACACCUCAGCACCAGCAGCAGCAGCUCUUCCUCAAGCAACAGCAGCAGCCGCCACCGCAGCAGCAAGCACAGCACCAGCCACAGCCGCCACAGCCGCAGCCACCGCAGCCAGCAGGCACAUUUUACCAGCAGCAGCCGCAGCAGCAGGCGGCGCAGACUCAGCAGUUUCAGGCAGUACAUCCACCAAGCCAGCAAGCAGCGAUUGCUCAGUUCCCUGUGGUGUCCCAGGCAGGCUCUCAGCAGCAGCUGAUACAGAACUUCUACCAGCAGCAGCAGCAGCAGCAACAGCAACAGCAGCAGCAGCAGCAGCAGCAGCAGCAGCAGCAGCAGCAGCAGCAGCAGCAGCAGCAGCAGCAGCAGCAGCAGCAGCUGGCCACACCCCUGCACCAACAGCAGCUGAUGACUCAGCAGGCUGCUCUGCAGCCCAAGACUGCAGUGGUGGUGCCGCAGUCCCAGGCACAGCCGGCUGCAGCUCCGCAGCCAGCCCCUGCCCAGGAAUCUGCGCAGAUUCAAGCCCCUGUAAGACAACAGCCAAAGGUUCAGACAACCCCACCUCCUACCAUCCAGGGGCAGAAAGUUGGAUCUCUCACUCCUCCAUCAUCUCCCAAAACUCAGCGGGCUGGGCACAGGAGAAUUCUCAGUGAUGUGACACACAGCGCAGUCUUUGGGGUCCCUGCCAGCAAAUCAACCCAGCUGCUCCAGGCAGCUGCAGCUGAGGCCAGUCUAAAUAAGUCCAAGUCUGCAACCACCACUCCAUCAGGCUCUCCUCGGACCUCCCAACAAAACGUCUGUAAUCCUUCAGAAGGUUCUACAUGGAAUCCCUUUGAUGACGACAAUUUCUCCAAGCUCACAGCUGAAGAACUGCUAAACAAGGACUUUGCCAAGCUAGGGGAAGGCAAACAUCCUGACAAGCUUGGCGGCUCAGCAGAGAGUUUGAUCCCAGGCUUCCUGUCGACCCAGAGUGAUACUUUUGCCACUUCUUCAUUUUCUGCUGGAACUGCUGAAAAAAGGAAGGGUGGGCAGACUGUGGAUUCUGGCAUCCCACUUCUAAGUGUGUCUGAUCCUUUCAUUCCUCUUCAGGUACCUGAUGCACCAGAAAAACUAAUUGAGGGACUCAAAUCUCCUGAUACUUCUCUUCUGCUCCCUGACCUCUUGCCUAUGACAGAUCCUUUUGGUAGCACUUCCGAUGCUGUAAUUGAAAAAGCUGAUGUUGCUGUUGAGAGUCUCAUACCAGGACUGGAGCCCCCAGUUGCCCAGCGCCUCCCAUCUCAGACGGAGUCUGUGACCUCGAACCGCACAGAUUCUCUCACUGGGGAAGAUUCUCUGCUUGACUGCUCUCUGCUUUCUAACCCUACUGCUGACCUUCUGGAAGAGUUUGCCCCCCUAGCAAUCUCUGCUCCGGCCCAUAAAGCUACAGAAGAUAGUAAUCUCAUCUCAGGUUUCGAUGUCCCUGAGGGCUCGGAAAAGGUGACAGAAGAUGAGUUUGAUCCUAUUCCUGUAUUGAUAACCAAAAAUCCACAAGGUCUCCAGAGAGAGCCCAAUCCCUGUCCUGUAAUCACUGUAGAGCACUUUAAAGAAUCAGCGGACAUUAAAGGCCUUCCCCUGUAUCCAGACCCCUCCAGAGUACCUGCCACAAAGAUUCAGAACAACUUAGAAUCUGACUACUUGGCCAGAGAUGGCCCUUCAAGCAACAGUUCUUUCCACAGCAGUGAAGAGGAAGGGACUGACUUGGAGGGAGACAUACUAGACUGCAGUGGGUCUCGACCUCUCCUUUUGGAGUCUGAAGAAGAGGAGGAAAACUGCAAGCCUCCCCAGGGGAAGCUGGGAGGAGCCGGUCCAUUUGCCCAGCCUGAAGUCUCUACUGAGCAAGCAAAGGCAGUGCAAGGUGAAAGAAAGAGCCAGUUCCGGUCCCUCCCACAGCCAGCCGCUGAUGGGUGUGGUGAGCCAGAUGUUUUUGCUACAGCCCCUUUCAAAAGCUCAAGGGUUCCAACUGAUGACAUGGACAUCUUCUCCAAAGCCCCAUUUGUCUGCAAGGGUGAUGUGACUCCCUCCCAGCCAGAGGAGGUGGAUGUAUUCUUGAGAGCUCCUUUUACCAAGAAGAAGAGCAUGGAGGAGUUACCAGUUGCCCAGAACUCCUCCCAGGAGCUACCUGCACAGGCCAGUCUCCUCAGUCAGGCAGGUGAUGUCCCUCUGUUUUCAGGCCGUGAGAGAGCAGGGUAUCCCUCUGUCCAAGCUCAGUAUUCCAUGGCCGGUUUUGUGCAACAAUCUAACCUUGCCUCCCAUUCUCCACAAGCAGCAGACCAUCUUGACAACAUCUCUCCCAUGGGAUCCUCCGUGGAACCUGGAGCCCCUGCUAAUGACAGAAAUAAAGGACCUCAGCCCCAGAAAGAAGCUGGCUCUGGACCAGUGGCUGGCAAACCAUUCCGCCCCCAAUCAUUAUCCAAAUAUUCACGUCACUAUAGCCCUGAAGAUGAGCCAACUCCUGAAGUCCAGCCCAUUGCUGCCUACAAAAUUGUUUCACAGACCAAUAAGCAGUCAAUAGCUGGCUCUGUUUCCAUCACCUCCCUCUCCUCCAGGACUACGGAGUUGCCAGCUACUGAUCCUUUUGCUUUAGCACCCUUUCCUUCCAAAGCAGGCAAGCAGAAACCCUAGGAGCAGGACCUGAGCAGUACUCUCUUCACGUGCCCCACCAGUACCUACCAUACCACUCCCUCGGAACUUUCCUAAGAAGAAAUAUUAUGUUAUUAUCUCUCAACCCUUUAAGUUAACAAUCUCAAUUGCCAUGAUACUGAGAUGAAGCCCCUUUUAAGUUAUGCCUGUUUCUUUUGUUUCUAUUGAGUUCUGGACAUUCAGGCAAUUCUAUUUCCUUCACAGAGGCCUCCCACCUCCACUAAAAACUUUUUUUUAACCCAGACAUUGUUUUAAUCUAGGAAUAUUUUACCCAGAUCCCCAGGGGCCAAAACUCUUGAUAGUUUUAAUUCCUGCAGUUCCUGUUGAGUCAUGUUCAUUGAAGAGUCAAGAUGAAUUCCUCCAGGACUUUAUUUAAAACUUGAAAAGGAGAAAUUUCUAGAAAAAAAGAACUAUACAAGUCUUGUGCUUCAAGAGAAAGUAUAAUCCCGCAGCUACUAAUCAUUCCUAUAGAACCAGCAGCUCUUGAAGGAUUUUGUGGAUUUGAGUCUGUGCAAGCCAGGCUGAGCCUUGAGCAUAUGUCUGUGGGUGUGUGAUGUGUGUCAGAUGCUAUCCUGGCUUCACAUGUGCUAGGAAGAGUAUGGGAGAACUGUGCUCAUGUCCAGUCAUCUGGGCAGGGCCUUCCCCACAUCCAUACUUUUUAAAAUUAAUAUGGAUGCAUAGGCUGUGUGUGUGUGUGUGUGUGUGUGUGUGUGUGUGUGUGCAUUUGUGCUCACAGGAAGCAUUUUCCUUAAGUAAAUCCUGUCCCACCACGCCUACCUCUGCAGUUGAAUCACUCAUUGACUGGCAUUUGCCUGCUGACCUCACUGACUUGAACCGUGGUUUUUUGUUUUUUGUUUUUAAAUCUAAUGACAAAAUUGAAUUUAUUGGAAGGUGUAGGGAAAUCUUGUUGGAGCUGAGAUUUCAGAGCAGAUUUCUUUCUUCUCUAGAAUUUUCUCCUUGUUAUUAACAGAUUCUGUUUACUAGCUUGGGAAUGUAGCUCAGAGGUAGAACACUUGCGUAGCACACCCAAGGGCCCAGGAUUCCAUCCCUGGUGUGGGGAAAAGAAAGUAUAAAUUGUAUUUACCUGGUUGUGAAAAAAUUGUCCUUUUUGUUUUCCCCCCUCUAAACAGUAGAAAAGUACCUUCUUUAUGGUUCUCUGUUCUAAGUAUCUAGACCCAAUGCAGUCAUUACAGAAUUCAUUGUGAGAGAAGGCUGUGAACUAGAUUUGCUUGUUUUAUUUUGUUUUUGUUCCUUGUCCUGUUUCUCUACUGCCUUUUGAGGAAAUAGUGGAUCUGGGACACUAAAUAAAUUUGGAAGAAUAGAAAACAGUUGAGUUAGCUAGUGAUUGCAAAGUACAUUCUGUACGCUCCAUAUAUGUUAAAGUAGGGCAAACAGGUGAUGUUUUUGAAAGUAUCUUUUAUUUCUGGAAGAUCUGACUCAUUUCUAGCUUUUUUCAUGCCCUUUGUUUUUAGCGCCCUAAAAUCAAACCUACGUGCUGAUGGGAAGAUUUCUGCUGAGGAAGUUCAAUUAAAUGGAACGAGUUGCUGCAUCAAGUUUCAACCUGAGAGCUUCCUGUGACUUCUAGUAAAUGUUAGCAGUUUCUCCAUUAACAGGAGAAGUUCAGAGAGUUGUGUACCAAAACAGAUUAGUGAUUUAAAAUUACUGAAAAUUCAUCCCAAAAGCCUAAAUGCCAAGCUCCACUAUAAUUGAUGGGAUAUUGGGGGUGGGGGCUCAGUGAUAGAGCAUAUGCUAAGCAUACAUGAAGCCAUGGGUUCAAUCCAAAGAACCAAAAACUAAAAUU
This is a messenger RNA of Octodon degus (degu), 7001 nucleotides long. RefSeq names its product AP2 associated kinase 1 (gene Aak1). Bases 1175 to 5182 code for a protein of 1335 amino acids. Gene Ontology annotation, biological process: protein phosphorylation. The transcript has 22 exons. Gene Ontology annotation, molecular function: protein kinase activity; ATP binding. NCBI's taxonomy places the organism in Eukaryota, Metazoa, Chordata, Mammalia, Rodentia, Octodontidae. The record is from RefSeq and is a predicted model, not a curated record.